AUGCGGCUUACGAUCGCACGCCAGCUGCAGGUGCUGAUCCGGCGGCCGGCUCCCGCAUGGACGUGGCCGUUUUCGUCGGCCGCUGCCGCGCCCUUUGUCACCUCGGCCUGCCGGGCGAUCAAGCCCAUGCCGCCUCGGCCGCCGCCGCCGCCGGAAGACGAGAUCGAGGAGAUGUUUGUCAAGGGGACAGGACCAGGCGGACAAAAGAUUAACAAAACCAACUCGGCCGUCCAGCUGAUACAUCGGCCCACCGGCAUCGUGGUCAAGUCGCAGGCGACACGGUCGCGGUCGCAGAACCGCACGAUUGCGCGACAGGUUCUGGCCGCCCGGCUGGACGAGCUGCACAACGGCAGCCAGAGCCGUACCGCCAUCGUGGCCGACUCCAAGCGCCGGAAAAAGGCGAGCGCAUCCAAGAAGAGUCGCCGCAAGUACCGCCACACAAAUGCAUAG
Grosmannia clavigera kw1407 is the source of this 450-nucleotide messenger RNA. Its product is annotated as peptidyl-tRNA hydrolase domain containing protein. NCBI's taxonomy places the organism in Eukaryota, Fungi, Ascomycota, Sordariomycetes, Ophiostomatales, Ophiostomataceae. Gene Ontology annotation, molecular function: translation release factor activity. Gene Ontology annotation, biological process: translational termination. The coding region runs from base 1 to 450 and encodes 149 amino acids. Gene Ontology annotation, cellular component: mitochondrion. The transcript has 3 exons. The record is from RefSeq and is a predicted model, not a curated record.